ACGUAAUGUCAGAUGCCUACGGAUUGCCAAACUGUAUCGGCAUUAAAAGCAGUCCAUUGUGACCGCGGCUUUAGUUAUAUUGUGUUUGAAUGAGUUGAUAACAUUAACUCGUAGCGACAUUACAUCACGAACUGUUAGCUUGUUUUGUUUUAUAAGUCUUUUGAAGAUGCACCAAGAGAUAUCAGCUAAGGGUGAGGGUACACUGGUGAGAGAAGCGUGUGAUAAGUUCAGGUCCGUGUUCGGUCGGAGCCCUGUGGCGGGGGCAAGUGCUCCGGGCCGAGUCAACCUCAUUGGCGAACACGUCGACUACUGUGAAGGAUUUGUCUUACCUGUCGCUCUACCUUUUACCACAAUUGUCGUGGGUUCAUACAACCACACAGAAGAAUGUAACGUGGUGUCCUUGCUGGCCAGCGGCGACGAGCUGAGAUGCAGCUUCCCGGCGUCAUCAUCAGCAAAGAUACAGGCUGGGAAACCAGCCUGGGCAAACUACAUCAAGGGUGUUGUAGCUAUGUUUCCAGAGAAAGUCCGUGGGUUCGAUGCCGUGAUAGUGUCGGAUGUUCCGAUGGGCGCCGGUGUCUCCAGCAGCGCUUCUCUAGAGGUCUCAUUCUUCACAUUCUUGGAACAUCUCACCGGAGUCAGUGUGCCCACAGUCACAAAAGCCCAGCUCUGUCAGAAAGCUGAACACGAGUUUCCGGGGAUGCCAUGCGGAAUCAUGGACCAAUAUAUAGUCACGCUGGGCAAGAAGGAUCACGCUUUGCUCAUCGACUGUAGGUCGUUGGAAGCGAAGCACAUUGCACUUGAGAGCAGAGACACGGUGAUACUGGUUGUGAACAGCAACGUGAAGCAUCAGUUAACUGGCAGCGAGUAUCCACAGAGACGGGCACAGUGUCAGCAGGCGGCCAGUCUGCUCGACCUGGCCUCCUUGAGAGAUGCCACUGCUGAGGAUAUCAAGAAAUUAUCGUCAGAAGCUGACGAGAUCGUAGUGAAGCGAGCGAAGCACGUGGUUGAAGAGAUCUCGAGAACCGAACUCGUGGCAAAGUUGCUGCCCUCGAGGGACUUUCAGCAGGUCGGUCAGCUGUUUUACCAAUCCCAUGAUUCCCUGAGCAGGCUGAUGGAAGUGUCGUGUCCGGAGCUGGAUGAGCUGGUGUGGAUCAUGAGAUCAGCGCCGGGAGUCUACGGCGCAAGGAUGACGGGAGGUGGCUUUGGUGGAUGUGUAAUAGCUCUGAUUAAACAAGAAUACGUAGGAGAGGUGAAGAGGAAAGUGAUCGCGGAGUACAGCGGGACUCCCACGUUCUUUGUGUGUAAGCCGAGCGAUGGAGCCAAGAUCUUAAAACUUGAUUAGCAAUGUAAAUAAACUGUUAUUGUUGA
Leptidea sinapis is the source of this 1368-nucleotide messenger RNA. Its product is annotated as galactokinase-like. The record is from RefSeq and is a predicted model, not a curated record. Gene Ontology annotation, cellular component: cytoplasm; cytosol. Lineage: Eukaryota; Metazoa; Arthropoda; Insecta; Lepidoptera; Pieridae. Gene Ontology annotation, molecular function: ATP binding; galactokinase activity. The transcript has 9 exons. Gene Ontology annotation, biological process: galactose metabolic process; carbohydrate phosphorylation. The coding region runs from base 167 to 1342 and encodes 391 amino acids.